GGACGCGACAAGAAUACAAGUGAGAUUCACCCAGUGACCGCAUAUGAAAGGACAAAAGAAAGGAAGAGAGCAUGCGUUUCUUGAAGCGUCCAUUGUGCGCGGUCGCAAGUCAUAUGACAGCACUAAUAAUUUCCUCAACACUGGUCGUUUUCUGUCGAAGUUGAGUGGUAAUAUCAAUUUCAAGAUGCUGGCACUCAUAAACCGGCUUUUGGACUGGUUCAAGUCCCUCUUUUGGAAAGAGGAGAUGGAGUUGACUCUGGUUGGACUUCAACACUCGGGGAAAACCACAUUUGUUAACGUUAUAGCUUCUGGGCAUUUUAGUGAAGACAUGAUUCCUACAGUUGGAUUCAACAUGAGGAAGGUCACAAAAGGCAACGUUACCAUCAAGAUCUGGGAUAUAGGAGGGCAGCCGAGGUUCAGGAGCAUGUGGGAACGUUACUGUCGGGGAGUUAACGCAAUUGUAUACAUGGUGGAUGCAGCUGACCGUGAGAAGGUGGAGGCUUCCAGGAAUGAGCUGCACAAUUUGUUAGACAAGCCUCAGUUGCAAGGAAUUCCUAUUUUGGUUCUUGGCAACAAAAGAGAUAUCCCCAGUGCUCUAGACGAGAAGCAGCUCAUUGAAAACAUGUUUAACAGGGUACUUAUGAAAUGGUGAUGCAUCACUGAUGUCACAAUUGUUUCUUCUACAAACUUUUAAACAAGAGCUUUUCAGUUUUCUAUGCUGUGUCCUUGGCUGUGCUUAUCCACUUCAAGAUGGAUACACUAAUAUAGUAGCAGAACAAAGACAUUCAUCACACACAAUUACUUAUUUAAAGAUGCACUAUGCAGAAAUCGUUCCACCAUUUCCUGGUUUCAAGAAUUUUAAUACUUUGCCAUAAUUUCAGUUUGUGACAACAAGCAGUCCAUUGUCUAGAGAAUCAUUGUACCAUAUAAACCGCUGUGAAAUACCUUUGCAACAACCCAAAAAAUGUUUUGUUUUGGAUGUUUGAAGCUGGUGUACAAAACCGAAAGUAAGACAAACUAAAAUUAAAAAACGGAAAGCAUUGAAAUAGUGCACAUAGAACAGAUCUACCACUUUAACUCGCUUUCAAUGAGAAUGAAAGAUCUAUAACUGACAUUUCUAUGUGAAUUUGGUCAGGUCCCCAAGAAGUUACAUAUUGUAGUCACAUUUUCUAUUGUUAUUUUUUCAAAUCUAUAUACUUAUGACCAUAAUUACCUUGGAAGAUUAGUUACCAUUCUUGAAGUACUUUUCUGGAGUUUUGAACACUGCCAUCCUUUUACUAAUCUCACAUCAGCAAAGUCCUAAUGGUUUUAUUUUAGAAGAGAAGUUAUGAUUUGUGACUUUUUCUAGGCAUGCCUUUUUUAUAAGCUUUGUUCUUACUGUCCUCCUUUUUCAUAGAGAAACAUUGCAUUCUUCUGUCAUUUGUACCAAAUACAGUAGAGUAUGACGAUGGGCAGAAACUGCUUCUCCAGUAGAAAUCCCUGAUCACGCUUGUAGGCGACGUUGGCUAGCUAAGCUCAUGCGCAGAAACUCGUCAUCGGAUUUGAAGGGUGUCUCGUGCCAAACUGCACAUUUACAGGCUGUCAAAUCAAAGGCUUUGAUUUGACGGGGGGAUGAAAGCAUGCCAGUUUGUCACUUUCACGAGGUUGGAGUAAUAAAAUGUUCAACUACUUAUA
Salmo salar (Atlantic salmon) is the source of this 1674-nucleotide messenger RNA. The record is from RefSeq and is a predicted model, not a curated record. NCBI's taxonomy places the organism in Eukaryota, Metazoa, Chordata, Actinopteri, Salmoniformes, Salmonidae.